AUGAUGAGCUUCAAGGGCCACGAGGGGUUUGGUCAGGUGGCCGCCGCCGCCACCACCGGUGCCGGGAGCCAGGCGGUCUCCCAUGGCGCUGCGCCUGCCGGAGCAGCCCCACUUCUGUUCGGUCUCCCAUGGUGGGCGGGGCCCCAGCUGCUGUUCGGCGAGCCGGCGCCCCUGUCGCCGGAGGAGACGCGCCGGGACGCCCAGUUCCAGGUCGUGCCGGGGGCUCAGGGCACGCCGGAUCCAGCUCCAGCGCCGCCAAAGAGAGGGACACCUGAGGUCCUCAAAUUCUCUGUCUUCCAAGGGAAUUUGGAGUCGGGUGGUAAAGGAGAGAAAAACCCAAAGAAUUCUACCACGAUUGCUCUGCAGUCACCAUUCCCAGAAUACAAUGGCCGUUUCGAGAUCGGUCUUGGUCAAUCUAUGCUGGCCCCUUCCAAUUAUUCUUGUGCUGACCAGUGCUAUGGCAUGCUUAUGACUUAUGGAAUGAGAUCGAUGUCUGGUGGGAGAAUGCUGUUGCCACUAAAUGCGCCAGCUGAUGCACCCAUCUACGUGAACCCGAAGCAGUACGAAGGCAUCCUCCGUCGUCGCCAUGCUCGUGCUAAGGCAGAGAGCGAGAACAGGCUCGCCAAAGGCAGAAAACCCUAUCUCCAUGAGUCGCGCCACCUCCAUGCGAUGCGUCGGGUAAGAGGCUCCGGCGGGCGUUUCCUCAACACGAAGAAAGAAGGAGGGCAUGGCACGGCCGUUGCUGCGAACGGGGGCAGCAAGAUGGCAGCAGCGGCACCAUCACGCCUCGCCAUGCCCCCUAGCUCCGAGCCUCCACGGCCACCAGGGCUCAGCAACAUUAGCAACCCGCGCUGCCACUCCCAGAGUAGCGUCUCCAGUUUGUCUGGCUCCGAUGUGUCAAACAUCUACGGCGGCUUGGAGCAGCCCCCUCGGGCGCCGCCCUUCUUCACCGCCCUGCCACCCAUCAUGGACGGCGACCACGGCAGCGCCACCCACAUCUCUUCCUUCAAGUGGGCAGCCAGCGACUGCUGCUGCGAGCUCCUCAAGGCGUGA
This is a messenger RNA of Miscanthus lutarioriparius, 1053 nucleotides long. The record is from the annotation of a GenBank genome assembly. Lineage: Eukaryota; Viridiplantae; Streptophyta; Magnoliopsida; Poales; Poaceae.